Molecule: messenger RNA, 2131 nt
Organism: Alosa alosa (allis shad)
Lineage: Eukaryota; Metazoa; Chordata; Actinopteri; Clupeiformes; Clupeidae
Product: zinc finger protein 239-like
Exons: 3
Coding region: 238-1350 (370 amino acids)
Biological process (GO): regulation of transcription by RNA polymerase II
Molecular function (GO): DNA-binding transcription factor activity; RNA polymerase II cis-regulatory region sequence-specific DNA binding
Source: RefSeq, a predicted model, not a curated record
CCCCGCGGUUUCUUUUAAAAAUGCGAUCGUCCGCGAUGUUGGUUCAAUAAUGCUUGAUAUUGUGAAGAUAUGCAUGGUUUGACGUCUUAUUCUUCAUAAAUACCAGAUCAGCAGAUCUCUGUGAACAGAACAGUGUGUGUGGAGUACGUGGACUUGCUUCAGAAAACUUUGAAUGGGAUCAUCUUUAGUGCGUUGGCAUGCGUUACCGAAACCCAGCAGGUCGACCAGCCGAUAGUAAUGGUUAAAGAAGAAGACAUACAAGAGGAGGAAUAUGGAUAUAUGAUUUCUCAAGUUGAAGAUGAAAAGCCCUUUGCAGAGCUUCACUGUAGAACUGAAACCGAUGCCGCAGGGUCCAGCGUUACUGACAAUGAAACAAAACAGAUAAAAGCAGAGAUCGAAGUGAAGAUUGAAGAUGAUGAACAAGAACACGAUUAUCUGGUGCAGAGUGUAUCGGAACAACCACCUGUAACGCAACAGAAGAUCCAUGGACAGAAUGAUGAACUCAACCUGCAACUCAAAGGAAGGCUGCACCACUGCACUGUCUGCAGGAAGAGUUUCACAACCCUGAGAAAACUCAAGAAACACCAGAAAACACACUUUCAUGAAUGUAUCCAGUGUGGAAAAGCCUUCACAAGAAUGUCAAGUCUUAAAACCCAUAUGCUAAUUCACACUGGAAAGAAGCCUCAUAAAUGUAUCCAGUGUGGAAAAGCAUUUUCACAGGUUUCUCAUCUUAAACCCCAUAUGCGAAUACACACUGGAGAAAAGCCUCAUAAAUGUAUUCAGUGUGGAAAAACUUUUUCACAAAUAUCAUCUCUUAAAACCCAUAUGCUAAUACACACUGGAGAGAAGCAUCAUAAAUGUGUCCAGUGUGGAAAAACUUUUUUACAAAUUUCACAUCUUAAAACCCAUAUGUUAACACACACUGGAGAGAAGCCUCAUAAAUGUAUUCAGUGUGGAAAUACUUUUUCACAAAUAUCAUCUCUUAAAACCCAUAUGCUAAUACACACUGGAGAGAAGCCUCAUAAAUGUAUCCAGUGUGGAAAAGCCUUCACAAGAAUGUCAAGUCUUAAAACUCAUAUGGUAAUACACACUAGAGAGAAACCUCACAAAUGUGACCAGUGUGGAAGAGCUUUUUCAGUAGUUUCACAUCUUAAAACCCAUUAUUUAACUCACACGGGAGAGAAACCCCACAAGUGUGACCAGUGUGGGAAAGCUUUUACACGGGUUGGUAAUCUUAAAACCCAUAUGCUAAAACACACUGAAGAGAAGCCUUAUAAAUGUAUUGAGAGUGGCAAGGCUUUUUCAAAAAUAUCAAAUCUUCGUUUUCAAAUUCAUACGCACACUGGAUAGAAGCCGCACAUGUGUAUCCAGUGUGGAAAAGCUUUUAUGUUAAAACGGAGCGUUAGAGAAAACAGAGUUGUGGCGUAAUUAUGUCAUUUUAUGUUAAAAGAGAGAAAACAGAGUCCCUAGAAUUGGAGAUACAUAUUGAGAUACAUUUUGACGCAAUCAUGUAUCAAAAUAGCAGUGCCCUGACGACUCCCAUUCAAAAGGCCAUUUGACCUGAAAACAACAAUACGGACAAGCUUAAAAGUGACGAUUCCAACGCAAUUAUGUUUUUAAACGAAGUUUGAUUUGGCUACAUCGACAAAAAGACCCUAGAUUGCAAUUUGGUGAGAGUUACGAUUUAAAACUGGGGUGUUAGAGAAAACAGGUGGUGACACUCCCAUUAAGAGACGGUGGAAGAUGCAGCGCUUUUCCAUGCCAUUUUAUUGGAGUUUCGGAAAUGAAAACAGACAAUCACUUGGUCAGCAGUCAGUGAGUUACGCCCAUAUAUCCUCCACCAUCCGGAAAUAUCACUUGGGAUGUAUUUCCGGCUGCUAGAGGAUCCCUCCUCCUGCGAUACAGCCAUCCAGCACAGGAUUUUUGGAGCUUAGAUUGUGUGGCAGCAACAUCAAAAGUGUGUCACAACUUCCUCUUUAUGGCUCUGGUCAAACCCCAUAGACUAAUGCUGCAUUCCUUGGCUCUGGUCAAACCCCGUAGACUAAUGCUGCAUUCCAUGGCUCUGGUCAAACCCCAUAGGCCAAUACUGCAUUCCAUUUGUCUGCCUGAGUUGGUUACUGUUUUCAAGCCA